Naegleria lovaniensis is the source of this 492-nucleotide messenger RNA. RefSeq lists its product as uncharacterized. The coding region runs from base 1 to 492 and encodes 163 amino acids. NCBI's taxonomy places the organism in Eukaryota, Heterolobosea, Eutetramitea, Acrasida, Naegleriidae. The record is from RefSeq and is a predicted model, not a curated record. The transcript has a single exon.
AUGAGUAGGCUCGGCUCGUCGAGAAAGAGCAUCACAAAUUCGGAAUCAUCUGAAAUUGAAUAUAUAAAAGAGCAAGCCUUGUUGCACGCAAAGAGGCUCAAACACUUAAAACUUGAAGAGCAAAGAAGGAAAGUGCUUGCUGGUACAGUCGAUGAGAAAAAACUGCUUCAACAACAGCGGAAAUUGGAGAUUGAUCAUCAUAUUGAAAUAAGGAAAAGGAAUGAAGCGUUUGAGGAAUGUAGUUCACAAUUAUCGGGACCAAGACCUGCUACAAAUUCAUCAUUAGAAAGUAAAAAAGCGAGCUCUGCCCGAUAUAACAAAAUAAUGACCAACCAAGCCGCUCGCAAGGAAUUUGAAAGGUCUAUCAUGAUGGAAAAUAUCAAAAUGCAACAAAUGAAGCAGCAAAUGAAACAAAAAGAAGGUGAGGAAGAAAGAAAGCAAGUAGCAAGAGGUAUUGAAUAUUUCCACAAUAGACCUCGCUCCUUCUUGUAA